CAAGUCCUCUGAAAGGAUGUUUUAGGUAAACUAUAAACUGUUUAUAUCAAGUUGGAGCGACUUCCUCCGCUCAAAAGCAAAGGCUUUGCUGUGAAGCCGACUUACAUGAUCUGUGCUCUAUUUGUCUGUAGUUUUGCACAAAGAUGUAAGAAGGGAUUCGCAACAUAUUCAUACAUAAAAAUAUUAACUUGCAGUUUCGCCAAAAGUGCUGUCAAGUUAUCUUUUGAACAGGUUUCACCAACAAAACUAACACAGCAUAUGGUGAAAAGACAGAAAAAUCAAAAAAAUUGUCGAAUAGCCUUCAACUCUAUUGCUGUUCCUGGUGAUUUCCUUGCUGCAGCUGCUGUUUUCCUUGUAGAUUUUGAACAAAAGUAACUUCAUUUACAUGAA
This is a messenger RNA of Pichia membranifaciens NRRL Y-2026, 390 nucleotides long. RefSeq lists its product as hypothetical. The record is from RefSeq and is a predicted model, not a curated record. Bases 106 to 375 code for a protein of 89 amino acids. The transcript has a single exon. Lineage: Eukaryota; Fungi; Ascomycota; Pichiomycetes; Pichiales; Pichiaceae.